AUGCCUCGACACCCAUUCAAUCUCCCUGUGGAGCUUGUUCUAAUGAUACUCGACUAUUUAUCCCUGACCGACCUUUUCAGUAUUGCUCGAGUGUCAAUGCAGGCACGAAGCUUCACCCUCCCGACACUACAAUCUCUGUCCCUGGAAGAAAAGCUCCGCCAGCUCGAAAGGGCAGCAGAAGCUGACAACCAUGGGCACAUCCUGGAGCUUCUCUCCAUGCUCAAACGCGAGAUAUUCCAAGACAAGACGAAGUUUUUCGUUCUACAAACCCUGUUCAGAAGCAGCUAUGUUCAGUCCAUGCGGACAUGGCUCACCCACCUCGCCCCCUCAUGCCCUCUAACCGACACCCAAUGGCGAAAGCAGGAAGACUGGAAAGCGACCCUCUCGAGCGCAAUGCAAAGCAGCAAACCUCAAGCCCUCCAGCUCGUGUUCGAGUACGGCGCCCCGCUAUCUGCCGUUAUAGACGCCCACCCCUUCGACGACCCGGUCAGAGACAUGUCUCCCUCGCUGUCCAAAACGGAGAAUUACUACCUACACCACGCUGUCAUCCGCGGAUACCAAGCCGUCGUUGACCUCCUCCUUUCUCGCGACGGGGACGCCCAUGUCAACUGGCGUGAUCCUGCUGGGAGAACGCCGCUGAUAUUCGCUGCGAAGUCUGGCUGGGCUGGAAUCGUGACAAGUCUGCUCUCUCACAACGCGGACGUCGACCACGUCACCGACAAAGAUAGGGAGUCUGCUUUGCAGUGUGCGGUGGAAUCCGGCUACACUGACAUUGUGGCAAGCCUGCUGGCCCACAACGCCAAGGUCGACCUGACCAUCGACCAAGAUGGGGUGUCUACCUUGCACUACGCCUUGAGAAAUGGUUAUGGAAGUAUCGCUCUCAUGCUGAUAGACCAUGGGGCAGACAUUGGGUUCAUUAACAGGUUUGGGAAUACUGCGCUGCAUUACGCUGUGCGUAAGGAUUGGGGUGGAGAAUUUCAGCAAGAACAGCCCGUCCUGAAGAAGCUUCUAGAGGCAGGAGCCAAUCCGGAAGUCGUUGACAUGAAUGGCGACACGCCUAUCGAACUCGCUGUACGCUGGGACAAUACAAAGGCCGUGGAGGUGCUUUUACAGCAGAGCUACGUGGACAUCAACAAACGCUUGAGAAAUGGAUCAACCCUGUUUUCCCUUGCGCUUAACGCAGGUCCAGGAAUGAUUGCUUUGUUUGUGAGGCACGGUGCUGAUGUGAAUCGGGUACAACGCGGCACCUCCAGACGACGGACACCCUUGCAGUAUGUAAUUUACGGGGGCCGCCUGGAUUCCGCGGCGGCUCUGCUGGAGGCUGGGGCUGAUCCUUGCAAACGCGAUAUGGAUGGACUGGAUGCUUGGGACCAUGCUGAGAGAUCUGAUAAUAGCUUGGAUCUGCUGAGCGUGCUUGGGCAGAGACCUUGA
Messenger RNA from Aspergillus puulaauensis, 1431 nucleotides. RefSeq lists its product as uncharacterized. Gene Ontology annotation, cellular component: nucleus; cytoplasm. The record is from RefSeq and is a predicted model, not a curated record. The transcript has a single exon. NCBI's taxonomy places the organism in Eukaryota, Fungi, Ascomycota, Eurotiomycetes, Eurotiales, Aspergillaceae. Gene Ontology annotation, molecular function: protein binding. The coding region runs from base 1 to 1431 and encodes 476 amino acids.